AUGACCGGCGAUAUGCCUCUAGGGAGCGCGCACGCGUUCGGGCGCGCGUUGCUCCGGGACGGGGCACUGCCGCCCCUGGAGCCUGGCCCGCCAGCACCGCCGGCCACCAACGCACAGCCCCCCGACAAGCGUCCACCGGCGGCGGCCGCCAGUCCUGAGCAAGUCAUGAAGCUCUACAUGAACAAGCUCACUCCUUACGAACACCGUGAGAUAUUUGAUUACCCCCAAGUGUACUUUAUAGGCGCGAACGCGAAGAAACGACCUGGUCUCGUUGGUUUUCCGAACAAUUGCGAGUAUGACAACGAACAAGGUUCUUACAUACACAUACCACACGAUCACAUAGCGUAUCGGUAUGAGGUGCUUAAAGUGAUAGGCAAGGGAAGCUUUGGCCAGGUAGUAAAGGCAUACGAUCACAAGAAGCGCGAAAACGUCGCGCUGAAAAUGGUGCGGAACGAGAAACGGUUCCACAGACAGGCACAAGAGGAGAUUCGCAUAUUAGAGCAUCUCCGCGAACAGGACAAGGAUAAUACCAUGAAUGUAAUACAUAUGUUUGAUUCGUUUACAUUCAGAAAUCAUACAUGCAUCACCUUCGAGCUGCUCUCGAUCAACUUAUACGAGCUGAUAAAGAAGAACAAGUUCCAAGGGUUCUCCUUGCAGUUGGUUCGCAAAUUUUCGCACAGCCUUUUGCAGUGUCUUCACGCACUCAACAAAAACCGAAUUAUUCAUUGCGAUAUGAAGCCCGAAAACGUGCUGCUGAAGCAACAGGGACGUUCUGGAAUCAAGGUAAUUACAACAAAGCGGAAUAACAUGAUG
Brenthis ino (lesser marbled fritillary) is the source of this 813-nucleotide messenger RNA. The record is from the annotation of a GenBank genome assembly. Lineage: Eukaryota; Metazoa; Arthropoda; Insecta; Lepidoptera; Nymphalidae.